UUGGUGGUAGUGCGCGAGGAUGUGUCAUCUCCGUGUGUAAUAAUAAAAAAUAAUUCACUGUCGGCAUUUAAAUCGUUGUUCCGCUGCAGGUUCCGCUUUUUUUAAGUGAAAACCGUACUGAUCAUCGGCACCAGUGUCUUCGCUAGUGUCAUGUUUAGUGGCGUCAUAUUCUUGACUUUGCUCCUCGGCGUCCGCGCCGAGGACGACACCUCCGGCCCCGUGUUCGUCCGCGAGCCGCCCAACCGCAUCGACUUCUCGAACACCACCGGAGCCGUCGUCGAAUGCAGCGCCCAUGGCAACCCCACGCCCGAUAUCAUCUGGGUCAGGUCGGAUGGAACCGCCGUCGGCGACGUCCCCGGAUUACGACAAGUUCUGGCCAACGGAAAUCUCGUGUUCCCACCCUUCAGAGCCGAGGAUUACAGACAGGAGGUCCAUGCCCAGGUUUACGUUUGUCUCGCCAAGAACAGCGUCGGUUCGGUGCAUUCAAGGGAUGUCAACGUACGCGCAGUCGUGAAGCAGUUCUACCAAAGUCGCGUGAUCGACGAGUUCGUUCUCAAAGGAAACACAGGCAUCCUGAAAUGCCUCGUCCCCAGCUUCGUCACAGACUUCGUCCAGGUCGAUGCCUGGGUGGCCGACGACGGCAUCGUCUACGAAUACGACCCGAAUUUACCCCAAGUGCAGGAUAGCAAAUACCUCGUUUUGCCAUCUGGAGAAUUACACAUUCGCGACGUCGGACCGGAAGACGGAUACAAAUCCUACCAAUGCCGCACCAAACAUAGACUUACCGGAGAAACACGACUUAGCGCCACGAAGGGUAGAUUGGUCAUCACGGAACCGACGAACAACGUACCUCCGAAAGCGUCCGGUCGGAAAAUCGAUGGUAGCAUAGUCUUCGACGUACCUCUGACUCAAGAUAUCAUAAUAACUUGUGAAGUUUCUGGUUUUCCUAUCCCCAAAUUCAGGUGGUACAAAUUCGUCGAAGGCACCACUCGCAAGCAAGCUGUAACUCUCAACGACAGGGUCAAACAAGUCGCCGGAACACUCAUCAUUCGUGAAGCACGCGUAGAAGACUCCGGAAAGUACCUAUGUGUUGUAAACAACUCCGUUGGAGGUGAAAGCGUCGAAACUGUUUUAACCGUCACGGCUCCCCUGAAAGCUAAAAUCGAACCCCAAGUCCAGACUAUCGAUUUUGGAAGACCUGCAGUUUUCACUUGCAACUUUGAAGGAAACCCAAUCAAGACAAUCAGCUGGUUGAAAGAUGGCCACCCAAUCGACCACACCGACGCCGUUCUCCGUAUCGAAUCAGUACGCAAGGAAGACAAAGGCAUGUACCAGUGCUUCAUCCGGAACGACCAAGAAAACGCCGAAGCCACCGCCGAACUGAAACUAGGAGGACGUUUCGAGCCCCCACAGAUCCGACACGCUUUCAACGAAGAAACCGUUCAGCCCGGCAAUUCCGUUUUCAUGAAGUGCAUCGCUUCGGGUAAUCCCACUCCUGAAAUUACCUGGGAACUCUACGGACGGCGAUUAACCAACAACGAGAGAAACCAGAUUGGACAAUACGUAACCGUGAACGGAGACGUCGUAUCGCAUCUCAACAUCAGCGCCAUUCACACCAACGACGGAGGACUUUACAGGUGCGUCGCCAGCAGCAAAGUGGGAUCAGCUGAUCACUCCGCCAGGAUUAACGUCUACGGUUUGCCCUUCGUACGUUCUAUGGAAAAACAAGCGAUUGUAGCUGGCGGAACUUUGAUUGUGCAUUGUCCAUUCGCUGGGCAUCCGGUCGAAACUGUUGUCUGGGAGAGAGACGGAAGGUUGUUACCUAUCAACAGGAAGCAGAAGGUUUUCCCUAAUGGUACUCUUAUUAUCGAGAAUGUCGAACGCGCCUCUGACCAAGCUACUUAUGAUUGCGUCGCAAAGAACUCACAAGGAUACAGCGCUAGGAGUUCCUUGGAAGUGCAAGUGAUGGUGGCACCUAUUAUAAGUCCUUUUCAGUUCGAUGGUCCAUUAAAUGCCGGCGACACCGCCGUUCUGACGUGUUACGUUCCCAAAGGCGAUCGUCCCCUUAAAAUCAAAUGGUUUUUUAAUGGCAGACACAUUACACAUCAUACUCGAGGAAUUUCUAUCUCUUCAUUCGGCAGUCAAGCCAGUAUUCUUAAUAUUAAUUCAGUCGAGUCUCACCACAAAGGCGAAUACGCCUGUGUCGUUACAAACGCGGCUGGGAAAUCCAAAUACGUUGCCUUUCUAGAUGUUAAUGUACCACCUCAAAUACAUCAGUUUGACUUUGGAGAAGAAGCAAUUAAUUCUGGUGAUACCGUAAUGGCAACGUGUUUUGUGGCCAAGGGUGAUUUACCUAUUACAAUUCGAUGGAGUAUCAAUGAUAAACCGAUCGAUAAAUUAGACGGUGUUAGUACCAUGAACGCAAAUAAAAGGGCAAGCCAAAUUACUAUAGAAUCUGUACAAAAUUAUCACAUUGGAGAGUACAAGUGUUUAGCGGAAAACAAGGCUGGUGUUGCGGAAUUUUCAACGUUUUUAAAAGUCAACGUGCCACCAAGGUGGAUACUAGAACCCACUGACAAAGCAUUUGCUCAAGGCUCUGAUGCCGCAGUUGAAUGUAAAGCCGAUGGUUUCCCCAAGCCUGUAGUGACAUGGAAAAGGGCAACUGGGGUUUCACCUGGCGAUUACAAAGACUUUAAACCUAACAAUCCCGAUAUUAAAGUCGAAGAUGGCACUCUUACUAUCAAUAACAUUCAAAAGACAAACGAAGGCUAUUACUUAUGCGAGGCUGUUAACGGAAUCGGUUCUGGUUUAUCAGCUGUCAUCCAAAUCAGCGUUCAAGCUCCUCCUCAAUUCGAUAUUAAAUUGCGCAAUCAGACUUCACGUAGAGGCGAUCCUGCUGUAUUACAGUGUGAAGCUAAAGGCGAGAAACCUAUUGGAAUUUUGUGGAACAUCAACAACAAACGCUUGGAACCAAAAGGCGACAACCGAUACACAAUUCGCGAAGAAAUUUUGGCCAACGGUGUACUUUCUGGACUCAGUAUCAAACGCACUGAACGCUCUGACUCUGCUUUGUUUACUUGCGUUGCUACUAACGCUUUCGGCAGCGACGACACUAGUAUCAACAUGAUCGUACAAGAAGUACCUGAAGUUCCUUACGGUUUAAAGGUUUUGGAUAAGUCUGGCCGAUCUGUGCAAUUGUCUUGGGUCGCACCAUACGACGGAAAUUCACCAAUCACCCGAUACAUGAUCCAGUACAAACAAAGCAAAGUUAGCUGGGAAGGUAACACACAACCCGUCCUUGUACCUGGUGACCAGACCGAAGCAGGAGUUUUUACACUGAAACCAGCAACCACCUACCACAUUAGAAUUGUAGCUGAAAACGAAAUUGGUUCAAGCGAGCCAUCCGACACUGUUACUAUCAUCACGGCUGAAGAAGUACCCGGAGGUCCCCCAACUAGCAUUCGUGUGGAAACCGAUGAUCAACACUCUUUGGUUGUUUACUGGAAACCACCCGUCAGAGAGGAAUGGAACGGAGAUAUUUUGGGUUACUACGUCGGUUACAGAUUGGCCAACUCCGAAAAACCGUAUCUUUUUGAAACUGUUGAAUUUAGUCGCGAGGAAGGAAAAGAACACCAUUUGAAAAUUUCUAAUCUGAAGACUUACACUCAGUACUCUGUUGUCGUACAAGCUUUUAAUAAAGUCGGUGCUGGACCAUUGUCUGAUGAUAUCAAAGCUUACACUGCUGAAGGAGUACCAGAACAACCUCCAGAUAAGGCUACUUGCACCACUCUUACCGCUCAAACUAUUCGUGUAUCAUGGGUUUCUCCACCACUCACUGCCGCCAAUGGUGUUAUUAAAGGAUACAAAGUCAUUUACGGACCUUCAGACACUUGGUUUGAUGAAAACACCAAAGACACAAAGAUUACUGCCGCUAGCGAAACUAUUCUUCACGGACUUAAAAAAUACACCAAUUACAGUAUGGAAGUUUUGGCUUACACUUCCGGAGGUGAUGGUGUUCGCACAACUCCCAUUCAUUGUCAAACGGAACAAGAUGUACCCGAGGCUCCAGUUUCCGUCAAAGCUUUAGUCAUGUCAGCAGACGCAAUCCUCGUUAGCUGGAAACCCCCAGUCGAACCAAACGGUAUCGUUGAGUACUACACCGUCUACUACAAACCAGCAGCCGCCGAAGGUACCACAACCGAAGAAAAAACAAGCUCGCAGAAAAUCACACCCAACUUGAGGAACCAGAACCUUAGCUUCCAAGCGAAAAAUCUCGACAGCAGCUUGAAAUACGAAUUCUGGGUCACAGCCGCUACUACAAUCGGUGAAGGUCAACCCUCUAAGAAGGUUACAGUAUCUCCAAACACAAGCGUUCCAGCCAAAAUUGCCUCGUUCGACGAUACCUUUGUCACUACUUACAAGGAAGAUGUUACUUUACCAUGCCUUGCUGUCGGUAUGCCACAACCAAUUAUCACCUGGAAAAUCAAGGGAGUUCCAUUCACCACCAACGACAAAAUUAGACAACAACCAGACGGUUCUCUGUUUAUUCGUGACGUCAGCAGAAAUAACGCUGGAGAAUACUCAUGCCACGUUGAAAACGACUAUGGACAAGAUUCCGUAACGCAUCAAUUGAUCGUGAAUGCUCCCCCACAUGCGCCACAAGUUCAACUGACUUCCACAACCACAAACUCGUUGACUCUUAAAAUGAAACCUCACGAAUCUGAUGUUGAACCAAUCCACGGUUACACGAUUCACUACAAACCAGAAUUUGGUGACUGGGAGACUGUACAAGUGGGACCAACUGUAGAAAAAUACACUCUGGAGAAACUUCUUUGCGGUACUAGGUAUCAAGUAUAUGUAAAAGCGUACAACAGCAUUGGAACCGGCGAUCCUUCCGACACUCUGAACCCUCGAACCCGUGGAGAGAAACCAAUCAUUCCAAGUGCUGAAAAAUUCAUUGAAGUAUCUUCCAAUAGUAUCACUCUUCACCUUAGCGCAUGGUUAGAUGGUGGUUGCCCUAUGCUGUACUUCGUAAUCGAACACAAAAAGAAGACAAGCUCAGAAUGGAUCCAGGUCUCAAAUAAUGUAAAACUAGGCCAGAAUUUCGUUCUUUUGGACUUGGACCCUGCUGUUUGGUAUCAUUUACGUGUCACUGCUCACAAUAAUGCCGGAUUUAACGUUGCCGAAUACGAAUUUGCUACUCUCACCGUCACCGGAGGUACAAUCGCGCCAAUUAGGGAAUCGCCCGGUGUAAAGAUGCUGUUUCCUUGGAUACCCGACUGGGUCGACUUGAAUAUUGCUGUGCCAGUAGCUGCUACAGUAGUUGUUGUCGUUGUCGGCAUUGUCGUGAUUUGCGUGGCUCUGUCGCGCAGGGCUCACGGUCCUUUACAAACUCGGCUCCGAAGCGAUUACGAUGUCGUUUACAACCAAUCCGUCAACGCAUCGUCGACUUUAGAUAAGCGCCGACCUGACUUAAGAGACGAACUCGGCUACAUCGCACCACCAAACCGAAAACUACCACCAGUACCAGGCUCCAACUAUAACACCUGCGACAGGAUCAAGCGAGGUACCGUCUUAAGAGCUCAUUAUCGUUCUCAUUCUACCUGGGAUCCAAGGCGACAUUUGUAUGAAGAGCUUAGAAGUAGAAGGGGUUCGAACGAAACUGUUCAUGCUCAUAGAGGCAUGGACGACGAAAUUUGCCCCUACGCAACCUUCCAUCUUUUGGGCUUCCGCGAAGAAAUGGAUCCAAGCAAAGCGAUGCAAUUCCAGACUUUCCCCCACCCCCACUCCGGGACCAUGGGACCAUCAGGCAUGAACACCCCCCACCAGAUUCACUCACGCUCUGGAUCACAGUCGAUGCCACGGCAAAAUAGGCGAUAUGACCGAGUCGGUUCACAAGGUAACGGUAGCAUUUACUCCCCUGGCCCCGAAUACGACGAUCCAGCAAACUGCGCCCCCGAAGACGAGCAAUACGGUUCUCAAUAUGGCGGCUAUGGUGCGCCCUACGACCAAUAUGGCAGCCGAGGCUCCAUCGGCCGUCGCUCUCUUGGAUCUCUGAGAUUGCAACCCACCAACAGCAGCCCCGAGCCCCCACCACCACCACCACGUAACCACGAUCCAUCUUUCAACGACUCGAAAGACAGUAACGAGAUCUCUGAAGCCGAAUGCGACCGAGACCAGUUGAUCAACAGCCGAACCUACGGCGGUGAGUCUCACUUAAUGAGAGGUAGUUCAAAGGAUGGCAUGUCUCACGAGGAAAUGCGCAAACUGAUUGAAAGAAACGAAACAGGUCAAGCAAACGGCGGACUCACAGCCUACGAUACUGUGGCAGUGUAAUUUGUAAAGAAGACAAGAGACGCUUACCUCCGUUGAUUUAACGAUCAUAUCUCGUAGUUAAAUUGAUUUCUAACGUUAGCAAAUAUUUUACGCAGAGAUCUGAUCAUUAAAUUCCCUCCAACAUCACGGUAUUUGUACAAAAUAUUCACACCAACCUUGGAGACUGAAACUUUCUUUUCGAUUUCCAUGACUUUUUUAGGAAUAGCACAAAAUUGGCUUUUUGGACAUUUUCGUGAAUAUUUAGUGUGGAUACCUCUCCUGAAUGUAUUUUUUUUUACCAAAUAUUUAUUUUAGUUGCUUUAUUAGGGCCGCAAAUGCCGCCAAAACGAAUACGUACACAUUUUGCCAAGGUUUUGAUAUAUAAAAGAUCUGAGUUUUGGUUCGUUCGUUGUACAGUGGCUCAAUGUGUCAUGUGAUAUUUUGAGGUUUGUGAAUACUUUUUUAUUUAAUGAUAUUUGGUCGAUUGAUUUGAAGUCUACAGUGGUGCCAAAAAUUUGAUCGGUUUAGUUAAAUAUUCUGCUGUAGACCUUUUUGUAAUGUAGGUAGAUAGCUUUGUUUAUUAUUUCGCUUCAUUAAGUUGUUUUGUUUCAUGUUUUGGAUAGGUUUAGUGUACAGUUGGCGAUAUGGUUUCGUUAUUUUUAUUGUGCUGUACAAGUGUUGAAGGUUGUGCAUCGCCAGCUUGUAAUUAUAAAAUGCUACAUGUAAGAAAUUAGCUUUCCCCCCCUUUGAAUGCUUUGCUGACAGUCUAUUUCUCAAACCGAAAAUAUACUUAUUUUUCGUACGUUCUCCCAAUGACCAUCGAAUUUAUUAAACAUGGACUGUCAGUAGAUUCAUUCGUUAUUAAUAAUAGCUAAAUUAGGGUCAAAUCUAAUUGUUUUAGACGCUAGUUUUACGAAAAUAUAUCAGUGUUUCUAUCUUAUUGCAUGUUCGUCAAAUAUAUAAAAGUAGAUGUAUAAAAAGAUACAAUCUUGAAAUUAUUUAGGUAACUCAAACUAUACAAAGCUCUACAAACAUAAUUUUAUUCACCUAAUACUCAGCUUCAUUGUAGUGUUAAAAAAUAUCAGUAGCGUAGAUGUUUAUCCAACCUAAUUAUGGCAUUUUAGACAGAGAUUUAAGUUCAUUAGUACUUCUGAAUGUAUUUUACCAAACUGGUAUUUUGAAUGAACUCUUUUUUUCAACUGUUCAAGUUCCUAACGUAGUAAUCAAUCUUGGUAAAAUAUACACAGAUAAUAACAGCAAUGUAAAUUAUUUGUCGUUAAUAUUAAACUAGUCAAUAAUUUUUCUUCUCUUGUACCGACUCUUGUGAAAUCUUUUGUAAAAUGACAAGGUUUUCUUUCUUUCUUUCGUUGUGAUAAUGGUUUGAAAUGCCAUUAUAAGUGUAUAUCUUAAGUGUGCUAUAUAUCCAAUUAUAGUCAUAGUGUAAUACUCUUUAAUACUUAUAAUAAUCAUUUGUAAUUUCUGCAAUAUUUUAUAAUGAUAUUUUACUAACUGUGUGUUUUGUAUAAAUUGGUUUUCGCGAUUUGCAUUUUACGUAAUUUGGUGAAUCUUAUGUAUGUAAUUUAUU
Zophobas morio is the source of this 7900-nucleotide messenger RNA. It is a transcript of the gene Dscam1, whose product is annotated as cell adhesion molecule Dscam1. The coding region runs from base 151 to 6336 and encodes 2061 amino acids. Gene Ontology annotation, biological process: cell-cell adhesion; axon guidance; neuron migration. Gene Ontology annotation, molecular function: protein binding. NCBI's taxonomy places the organism in Eukaryota, Metazoa, Arthropoda, Insecta, Coleoptera, Tenebrionidae. The record is from RefSeq and is a predicted model, not a curated record. Gene Ontology annotation, cellular component: plasma membrane; cell surface; axonal growth cone. The transcript has 26 exons.